This is a messenger RNA of Hemibagrus wyckioides, 3398 nucleotides long. RefSeq names its product early growth response 2a (gene egr2a). The record is from RefSeq and is a predicted model, not a curated record. NCBI's taxonomy places the organism in Eukaryota, Metazoa, Chordata, Actinopteri, Siluriformes, Bagridae. Bases 149 to 1306 code for a protein of 385 amino acids. Gene Ontology annotation, molecular function: RNA polymerase II cis-regulatory region sequence-specific DNA binding; DNA-binding transcription factor activity, RNA polymerase II-specific. The transcript has 2 exons. Gene Ontology annotation, biological process: regulation of transcription by RNA polymerase II.
GCACGAGCCUCGGUUAUCUACCGUCGGGCAACUGAAGGGUGCGAAUCAGAUUUAAGAUAUCCAGCAAAUCAGAACCAUUUCUAUGCCCUAAAUUAUAAUGGCUGAUUAAACCUGUCAGUGCUUUUGGGCAACUUUGCAGUAGUUUAAAAUGACAGCUAACAGUGUGGAUAAAGUCGCUGAGUCGCUAACUGAUUUCAUACGCUCCAUUGCGUCGGAUGCGUGUUCUAUGGAUGAGAUCCCCACAGAUAUACCGAGUGGCUUUCCUCAUGUAGACGUGGGAAGCGAGGCAUCAGGAGGUGCUCUGGGAGCGGACAGUUUCUCUAAGGACAAGCGCGUUGCUGACUUUAUUGAUCCGAACAGCACUGAGAGUUCUCCUCUCGCCUACACGGGCAAAAUUUCCAUCGGCGCUCAGUGCGCACACGGCAGCUGGAACUCGGACAGCUUGAUAAACUUUGUCUGCGCAGACGUACAAAGCGCUGCACCUGCUCUCACCUCUUUCCCUACCGCCUCUCCAGGACCCACAGACCUCUCAGGGGCUCCAGCUUCUUCCAAAGGCCACGAGAAGGAUAUGGAGCACAUGUAUACAUCACCUCCACCUUAUACAUGUAGCGCGGAUGGCUACCAGGACCCUUCGACCUACCUAUCCACCAGUACAUGCCCGAUAACGUACCAGUCGGCUUCUUACACAUCCCCAAAGUCCACUAUAGACGGUGCGCUUUUCUCCCUCAUCCCAGAUUACGGAGGUUUUUACCAGGGCAGCAGCCAAAGAGAUGCUCCAGUCUUCCAGGAUCGAAAACCGUUCUCCUGCUCUCUGGACUCUGUUAGAGUUCCUCCGCCUCUCACUCCGCUGAACAUGAUAAGAAAUUUUACUCUUACGUGUCCCGUGGACGGAUUGAGGCCACCCGCGGACUCCAACCCCCAGAGUGUCCCGUUACGACCAAUACUGCGACCGAGGAAGUACCCGACCCGGCCAUGUAAGACCCCGGUCCAUGAACGGCCGUACCCGUGUCCAGCAGAGGGCUGCGACCGCAGGUUCUCGCGCUCCGACGAGCUCACGCGCCACGUGCGCAUCCAUACCGGCCACAAGCCAUUUCAGUGCCGCAUCUGCAUGCGCAGCUUCAGCCGCAGUGACCACUUAACCACGCAUAUCCGCACGCACACGGGUGAGAAGCCCUUCUCGUGCGACUUCUGCGGCCGGAAGUUUGCCAGGAGCGAUGAGCGAAGGAGGCACACAAAAAUCCACCAAAGACAGAGAGAUAAAAGGGCGAGCGCUGCCCAGACAUCAGGUGCUCAGGGCACCAUGUGAGAAAUACAUGUCCUUCUGAACCCUGACCACGUGACAAGGAAAGAGAGAUGGACAGAGGACCUUACUGACCACCUUUCAGCACGAGACAUCGUAUUGUUUAAAAGGGUACGUCCCAAACCUUUAAUUAACCAGGACAUACAGAGUUCAGGGGCACGAGCUCAGAUUAAACACAUCCACAUGUUCUAACUCUGGUCUUGGAGUACCCCCUGUCCUGCACAAUUUAAUGUAUUUCCUAUUCUAACACAUUUGAUUCAACUAAAUCGUGUGUGUUAGAGCAGGGAAACCACUCAAAUGUUCAGCACGGGGGUACUUCAGGACCUUGGUUCAGCCCUUUGUAGGCUUUAGAUUAAUUUUAUUUAUCAUGUGUGUUGGAAAGGCUGACCUAACCAGUGAGAGUCUGCGGGAAAUGAGGCCUCGAAGGAAUUAAAGGUAGCAUUUUGAAAGAGAUAGAAAAGGUUGUCCACAGAGACUGCAUUUGUACAGGGCCUAAAAUGUAGAAUAUGAAAUAUAAACAAGCAAGAGCUUAACUGGAUAUAUUUUUACAUUGUUAUUUCACUUGAAGCCCUCAUACCUCUCUCUUUUUUUACUCACUGUGUAAUAUGAAAUGACUAAAUUACCGAUUCAAUCAAGUUCCUAACAGUAGCAUUGAAACUUGCUUGCAAGCUUAGUUGGUAAACCUCUAUUUAGUUAAUAUACCAGCUUUUCAGGAUAAAUUGUUUAAAUCUUAGGUACAAAGAAUUGAAAUCCAGUAAAACAGCAAUGUUUUCUUGGCAGCUAAUUUUACUAAUUGAUAAACAUUACUAGAAUGGCAAGGUUAAACCUACAUACAUUGAAUAUAAUCACAUAUUGUUCACCUGUUUUAGUCAUGUUAACAGGUUUUUUUCUUAAGCCAUUUUGUUUAUAUUAUUGCUGUGAUUCUUACUUUGCCUACAACAUAUCUGUAACUCAAAUGGUGCAGUUCUGCAAAAAAAGGUCCUAAAGAAUGACCCCACUCUCUGCAUGGGCAAGGGUAAUAAAAUCGGUAUGUAAAGACAGUAUGAUACAGCAAAGUACUAUGCGAUUUCUGACCUGGCCUGUGUGUACAAAUCAGAGGCAGCUUUAUAUGAGUCUUGUGUAUGGCACUGUUUAUGUAUUUUACAUGAUCAGGGAAAAAAACCCCUGCUGUUACAAGUAUGCUAUUUGAGCUCUGUAUAUUUUCUUUCUUUUAAAGUCUUUGGUCCACUGUUUUAAAGUUUGUAACUGAUGAUUUCCAUUGUAACAUUCCCAGAUCACUUUAUAGAAUUAACUGCUGCUUUUUGUUACCAGUGAAGUAAUGCUCACUUUACUAUCUUACUGUGAUUUUUGAGCUCAUUUUUUUUGUGAAAAACUGGGCCUUUGCCAAGAACUUUACAUUUGUUUCUACUGUUCGUUGUACACAAAAGUGUGUCCGGAUCAUGCUAUAAGGUGUGAAUCUGUAAAUAACUGAAUUAAGACGAUGUAGAUAUGCUGUACAUGCUGUGCUGUAAAGUGGGGAGUUCUAAAGUGCCAGGCAUUAUAUAUUUAUACCACUAGAGGCUACCCUUUGAUAUCUUUGGUGAGACAGGAAGGUAAUGUGAUUAAACCGAAGAUCCCAGUUACACCUGGACAUUUCAUACUUCUUGUAUCUGGGAUUAAUCCUGAUGAGAUUUUAACCACAUGCCACAUGACUGCAAUCUGCCUCCAUGUGCUAAUAUGCAAAUCAGCCCAUUACUUUAAAACAGCAACUUACAUCAUUGUUCCAUAGUUAGUUUAUUUGAAGGCUGCUGUGUGAGGAUUUUUCAUAACCUUUUAAAUCUCACUAGUUUUAACAGGACAAACAUUCAUGGAAUGAGUAUAUCAAAUUAAUUGACAUGUAUAAUGUGGUCACCUUUGUUAAUGGUUUGAUUGAUCAGAUUUAAAAUGUUUAAAUUGUGUCUUAAGUGAAUUUACACUUUCAUUUUUGUGUAUUAUUUCUACCUGGGUGUAAUCGUGAUGCUCAAGACGAGAGAGAGAGAGAGAGAGCGAGAGGACAUUUGCUUUUAAAAUAAUUCAGACAUAAUUUUAAGGAAAUCAGAAAUUUAUUGUUAGGAUUUAA